This is a messenger RNA of Gadus morhua (Atlantic cod), 3818 nucleotides long. It is a transcript of the gene limd2, whose product is annotated as LIM domain containing 2. The coding region runs from base 323 to 682 and encodes 119 amino acids. The transcript has 4 exons. Lineage: Eukaryota; Metazoa; Chordata; Actinopteri; Gadiformes; Gadidae. The record is from RefSeq and is a predicted model, not a curated record.
AUUGGAGAGCGGUGGGGGGAGAAAAAGACCAUCAACCAAUAGCGUGCAACAUCCUGCUGGUGGAAAAAAGGGCUGAAAAACGAGCCGAGGGGGAGACCGAGCAGAGCCGAACAGAGAGGUCCUCGCCCGGUGUGUGGCAGCAGCAAGCAGCGAGCAGCAGCAGCAGCUAAUCUACAACAAAGCCCCACCAAUAUCUCCGAGGGGACGCGGAUCUCAGAGAGCAGACGUCCACGGCCUACAGAGUGAUCCCCGUGUUGUCCUCCUCGACCAGAGCCAGACCUUUCCCCGUGUUGUCAUCGAGCAGACCCGGACGGCAGCCCAGAUGGACAACAGAAGCGCGACAGAAGAGAAACCGGUGCAGCGAUCAAAGUCUCCUCUUCAGUCUUUCAGCUUUAAGACCCAGAGGGAGGUGUGCACGUCAUGUGACAAGACGGUGUAUCCCAUGGAGAGAUUGGUGGCCAACAACCAGAUCUUCCAUGCCAUCUGCUUCUGCUGUAAGCACUGUAACGCCAAACUCAGCCUGGGCUCCUACGCGGCACUGUCGGGAGAGUUCUACUGCAAGCCGCACUUCCAGCAGCUGUUCAAGAGCCGGGGCAACUAUGACGAGGGCUUCGGCCGCAAGCAGCACAAGGAGCUGUGGUCAGGAGGCAAGGAGUCUGAGACCAUCACCAAGACAGCGUAGACCCGCCCCCCCAACCCCUGACCAGACGCGCACCCACACACACGUGCACAAAAGCUCAACCCCCCCCCCCCCCCCCCCCACACACUAGUUUAGCCCACAGUUUACCUUCCCUUCUAUCCCCAUCCCCUGUAUGUUUUGAUUGACACGAGCCUCGACCCAAUAGGAGGCUGGAUGUAGUGGGAGGGGCCGAGUUUGGCACGAGCUCACUUCAGUGUCAUCGUCCCCCCGUCCCCCCUCAUGCGCAUGCUGGCCUUCACCACUGCAUUUAUAAGAGGUACACACACACACACACACGCAAAGAUUCCAACACAUGGUACAUGAUAGGCCAGGCGUGGUCACAUGACUCCCCCAACACGUAGUACACGAUUGGCCAGAUGUGCUUGCAUGACUCGGCACGAGGGUCGUGAUUGGCCGGUCAUGCGAGUCAAGAAUUGUAUAAUACUUUUGUUUUUUCUUUUCUUUUUUUUAUUACUACUACUACCCCCAAUUUCUUCCGUGGAAUUGGCCGUUGAUUGUGACCAAAUGCCUUCUCCGUCGCCCCGUAUCGGCCUGGAUGUAAGGAGUCAAAUUUGCUUUUUAGGUUUUUAUUCCUUUUCAUUUGAAUAUUUUCUUUUUGAAUAUUUUUUUAUUUAAAUGUUCACCUGUCGGUACCCAUAACUAUAUGCUCAGGCAACCAUAUCCGAGUCAGUGGAGCAUCCACUCUUUUUGCAAUGACGCACAUGCACAGCCCCCCAGGUCAGGUUCAUAAGGUCGGUCUACGUGUUAUUUUUUUUUUAUAUAUACAUCUACUAAAACACCAACACAACCACACAAUGACAGUUACCCAGAUUUUGACUCUGAUACGACUGUCUGUCGAAAGCAGCGUUGAUCAAAUGUACCUUCACCUCUCAUCUGUUCUGCUGUUCUGUCUAGAGUUAAUUUGGUCCUUCCUGGUUUCAUUUCUUUUUAAUAACCUGUGCAAAUCCAUCGCUUUAUUUGAGACCCUUUGCAUGUUUCAUGUGUGUGAAUGAGCCUAAAUAGCCUUACCAUCUUCUGACUGUAUUUGUGUUUUUAUAGACGGCGACGUGUUUCCACACGGAUGUUUUAUCAAACCACUUUCCUUUUAGUUUUAUUUCUUUGGUAAAAGUUUUACACAGCGCUUCUUCCAUCGUUCGUAUGCUGGGUUCGGCUGAUGUCAUCGAAUACUUUUGAUCUCUUAAGAUUCUGUGGUGAAAUAUUACUGGGUUGUUGGUGAUUGUUAUUUGUAUACUCUGUACAUAAAGCUGUACGUUGUGUUGUUAGUGAACAUGCCUCACUGUACUGUACUGUGCUCUUACAUGUAUGACCAUGCAUGGCCGCCGCCGGCUCAAGACAACGUUUUCAAUCAUCCAAGGUAAAAAUACGGUACUUUUUGGUUUUGCUUUCCCGUUUUUGGAACCAAAUGUUUUUAAGUACAUGUGGAAGAUGUUGGCUGGACCUGCGUGGUGGUGUCUGAGGAUAGUCAAUCAGCCCCUCAAUCCUCCAGCAAGUGACACCACAAUUCAGUCAUUACGUGUAAUGUUCCCCUCACCAGUGUUGGCAUUGUUUGAUCCUGUGAUUUCAUCUUUUUAUUGUAACAUUCCCCCCCCCAUCUCCCCUUUUGUACCCAUUGCUAAGAUUGAGGCAACCCGGCCAAGCUGAACAGCCUCAGUGGGCACGUAAUGUCAAAAUACAUUACUUUUAUAUUAUUAUGCAUGCGUCCUAAAACAUCCAUUCUUCCAUUUAGCAUGGAUUUUUUUUAAUUAUUUUUUUUUUAUUCCCCGUAAUUCAAUUAAAUCCCCCCCCUCUUGUGUCUUUAUUACCGGGUGUUGUUUAGCACCAGGACCUAUUAGACAACAUUGAACCAGUGGAGGGUCGGUCAGAAAGUAGGCUAGUCUCCUUUUGUGCCUGUGUAUGCGCCAUUCUAAUCCCUGCGCAGGGCGCCCCCUGCUGGGGAGUACUGCAAAAUUGUUAAUUCGACAGAAGAGACCUUUUGUCCUAAUUUGCUUUUGAGGGAUUAGUGCCUCCAACGGCAAAGCGGGCCCAUCCCAACAGCUUCUUUUUUUUUUUCUGCUCCUGCGCAAUAUUACCCAUGUCUACAUUUCAUUCUUUGACAAGAAUGAGCCCAAAGCCAUUCAAAAAAAUGACUCCUCCUCCUCAACAUAGGCCUAUAACAUACCUCUGACACUUGAAUGACGCACGGUAACUUUCGCGACUGAGGGUUUACUGUGAAUUGAGCAGGCUGUGCAGAAUAGAGCAAAGAAGAUAUUUGAUACUUUUGUAAAAAUGAGAAGCCUUAGAAAAAAAAAUUGCUAGUAGCCAGACUUCCUGCAGUUUAGUUUUAAAACCAGACUUUUAAAAUGCAAAGAUCUUUUAAAACAAAUAAACGGAUCUUGCCUCGUCAAAUAAAUCCUUUAUGCGGUUAUUCAUUAAACCAGCAAUUCCCAUAUUCCAUUAUCGCUACUUAAUUCCUCUAAUGUGACUACUUGGAUCAUUUUUAUUAUUUUUAAAUGUUUUAAGCUUUUUAUUAUUUUCUUUCCACUCCUACUCACUGUUCUUCAUCCAUCUUCCUAAGCAGUCCGCCAAGGUACAACUGCUGAACCUGUGAAAUCCAAAUGUUCUGAGAAACCGAAAGGCAGGCCUGCUAGCCCUCUACGAGCCUCCUGGACCUCCAUCAGCCUCCUUGAUCACUAGGGACCUGCUGGUCUUCUAGUGGCCUCCUAGUCUCCUAGAUGUCUCCAAGUCCUCUAGGCGUCUCCUAGUCUCCUAGGGGCCUGCUAGUCUACUUUUCUAUCCCGGUGCGAAGAGCCUCAGGUGAAUGCUAGCGUGGUUCCGUUUCUUUUUGAAUGUUGUGCUGAAAAAAAAUAAUCUUACUUUUUCAAUGCUGUAUUCCAUAUUUAAAACUUGAACGGUUAUAACAAGGGGUGGCUUAUUCUGAUAUUGUGUUAGUGGUCUUGGGUCUGUUCCUUUCCACACCUGUUCAGGCUCAGUGGUAUUAUAGGAGUAUGUCGUUUUUUGAAAUGUAAACACCCUCUUUUUACGCAAAACACAUGCAUCAUGGUUGUUCAUGUUAGCUCCAUUGUUUCUCAUUUUUUACAUGCUUUUGGAAGAAAAUAAAAAAAAUGCUGGUGUCGACCGA